Messenger RNA from Megalops cyprinoides (Indo-Pacific tarpon), 5673 nucleotides. RefSeq names its product adhesion G protein-coupled receptor L3.1 (gene adgrl3.1). Gene Ontology annotation, cellular component: membrane; axon; glutamatergic synapse. Gene Ontology annotation, molecular function: G protein-coupled receptor activity; carbohydrate binding. NCBI's taxonomy places the organism in Eukaryota, Metazoa, Chordata, Actinopteri, Elopiformes, Megalopidae. The record is from RefSeq and is a predicted model, not a curated record. Gene Ontology annotation, biological process: cell surface receptor signaling pathway; adenylate cyclase-activating G protein-coupled receptor signaling pathway; synapse assembly. The transcript has 25 exons. Bases 699 to 5204 code for a protein of 1501 amino acids.
UGCAUCGCGCCGAGCAGCGCUUCGAAAUUGGUUUGUCAUUUUUCUCAGAGAGCUCUGUUUUGUAAGCAAGCAAUUUCUGGAGUCCUUCACUGUGGGACUUUUAAAAACGCGAAAAAACCUCUGGAUAUAUUCCUGGGUUAACGAUUUCAUCCCCUCUCUGCUUAAAAGGACUCGAUUUUGUUGAAGAGGACGCGAUUCGCCUUUGAAGGUGGGGAGUGAUCUGGAUACAAAAUAAGGAGCCUCUUAUUUUACCGAUAUUUUCCCUUUCAUCAGCGGAUAUUAGGCAUUUGCUGCAAAUCCACAGAGCAUCUUUGUGGAAAAUACAAGAGGCGAUUGUUCACACUGAAUAUUUGGAGUCAAAGUUUACCUUUAUCGGCGACGACUAUAUAUCUAUGUAGGGUGUUUCGCGUGCAAGGACAUAUUCUAAGGAAAAAAGAGACAAUUAAAUAAGCAAUUCGACCCUUGGCGUUUUCAAUGGCAGGACUUGAAGGAGAUCAUUGCUGCAUGCUCGUCAGCAACUCGUGAGAUGUGGACUGUCCAGUCCAGAUGGUGUUGAAAUGUGAAGCCCUGGAUUUUUAAAUCACCUUGACAAGGCAAGGAACAUUUACAGGCCUGUGGAGUUAUCGCUCAGAGGUGUGGGCCAUCUGCCGUGUAGGAGGACGAGUAGCGGAACUUGCGCCUGUUCGGGCUCAACCGCCAUGGCUGGAGCUGGAGCCGGGUCCUCCGUGGCGGCCAUGUGGACGGCACGUCUGCUCUUCUUUGCCGUUCUCUUCACGCCAGUAGCUCUUGUGCUGAGCCGAGCCCCUAUCCCCAUGGCCGUGGUGCGGAGGGAGCUGUCAUGCGAGAGCUACCCCAUCGAGCUGCGCUGCCCGGGCACUGACGUCAUCAUGAUCGAGAGCGCCAACUAUGGCAGGACGGACGACAAGAUCUGUGACGCCGACCCGGCCCAGAUGGAGAACACGCGGUGCUACCUGCCGGACGCCUACAAGAUAAUGUCCCAGAGGUGUAACAAUCGGACACAGUGUGCUGUGGUGGCCGGUCCAGAUGUGUUCCCAGACCCCUGUCCCGGAACGUACAAGUACCUGGAGGUCCAAUAUGAAUGCGUUCCCUACAAAGUGGAACAGAAAGUUUUCCUCUGCCCGGGUCUCCUGCGAGGUGUGUACCAGAGCGAACACCUCUUUGAAUCGGACCAUCAGUCGGGGGCGUGGUGCAAGGACCCCCUGCAGUCGUCCGACAAGAUCUACUACAUGCCCUGGACACCGUACAGGACGGACACUCUCACAGAGUACUCCUCCAAGGAGGAUUUCAUCGCCGGGAGGCCCACCACCACGUACAAGCUGCCCCACCGCGUGGACGGCACGGGCUUCGUCGUGUACGACGGUGCGCUCUUCUUCAACAAGGAGCGCACACGCAACAUCGUCAAGUUCGACCUCCGCACACGCAUCAAGAGCGGGGAGGCCAUCAUCGCCAGCGCCAACUACCACGACACCUCGCCCUACCGCUGGGGCGGCAAGUCGGACAUCGACCUGGCAGUGGACGAGAACGGGCUGUGGGUGAUCUACGCCACCGAGCAGAACAACGGGAAGAUGGUGAUCAGCCAGCUCAACCCGUACACGCUGCGCAUCGAGGGCACCUGGGAGACGGCCUACGACAAGCGCUCCGCCUCCAACGCCUUCAUGAUCUGUGGCGUCCUGUAUGUAGUCAAGACUGUCUACGAGGACGACGACAAUGAGGCCACGGGGAACAAGAUCGACUACAUCUACAACACCGACCAGAGCAAGGACGGCUACCUCGACAUACCCUUCCCCAACUCCUACCAGUACAUCGCCGCCGUGGAUUACAAUCCCAGAGACAACCUGCUGUAUGUCUGGAACAACUACCAUGUGGUUAAGUACUCUCUGGAUUUCGGAACAAUGGAUAAUCGGCUCGAAUCAUCUUCAUCUGUGCUAAUACAUAUGGACACCACCACGACAAGGACAACAACUAGGCCAACUCCUUUCACCACUACCACUAGAGCGGCCAUGACCUCCACUCCCAGCCAGCGAGCCAGGACCACCACCACCCUGUCACCAGCAGAGGGCGAUAUUCCAGAGAUCACUACCCGACCGCCCCCCUCCUCCCAGCUGCCAAACAUAGCUGUAGAUUACUGCAGCCCGCUGGAGGAGUCUGACGUGUUCUGGCCCAAAACGCACCAGGGUCAGGUUGCUAGGCAGCCGUGUCCAGCAGGAACAAUAGGGAUCGCUACGUACAUGUGCAUGGCACAAGAGGCCUUCUGGGAUCCUCAAGGACCAGACCUCAGCAACUGCACCUCCCCCUGGGUCAAUCACAUCGCGCAAAGACUGAGGUCGGGGGAGACCGCCGCCAUCAUCGCGAGGGAGCUCUCGGAGCAGACCAAGGGUCACAUCCACGCGGGGGACAUCUCCUACACUGUGAAGGCCAUGGGACAGCUGGUGGACCUGCUGGACGUGCAGCUCCGGAACCUCACCCCCGGGGGCAAGGAUAGCGCGGCCCGCAGCCUGAACAAGCUGCAAAAAAGGGAGCGCUCUUGCCGGUUUUUUGUCCAGGCCAUGGUAGAGACAGUUAAUAACCUGCUCCAGCCCCAGGCCCAGGCUGCCUGGAGAGACCUCUCCACCAGCGAGCAGCUGAGGGCAGCCACCAUGCUCCUGGACACGGUAGAGGAAGGCGCCUUCGUGUUGGCUGACAACCUGCUCAAGACAGACAUCGUGCAGGAGAACACGGAAAAUAUACAGCUGGAAGUUGCACGUUUAAGUACAGACGGAAACCUGGCCGACCUAAGAUUCCCUCAGACCGACGGUCACGGAAACUCCAUCCGGUUGUCGGCAAGCACAUUGAGGCAGCACGGGAAAAACGGAGAGAUACGGAUUGCCUUCGUUUUGUACAAACACCUGGGAGCCUACCUGUCCACUGAGAAUGCCAGCAUGAAGCUGGGGAGUGAGGCUAUGUCCACCAACUACUCUGUCAUUGUCAACUCUCCUGUCAUUACCGCUGCUAUAAACAAGGAGAGCAGCAAAGUCUACUUAUCUGACCCUGUCAUCUUUACCGUCAAGCACCUGCAGCAGUCAGAAGAAAACUUCAACCCGAACUGCUCCUUCUGGAGUUACUCCAAACGGACGAUGACGGGAUACUGGUCCACCCAGGACUGCCGCUUGCUGGGCACCAACCGGACGCACACCACCUGCUCCUGCACACACCUCACCAACUUCGCUGUGCUAAUGGCCCAUGUGGAGGUGAAGAAUGCUGACCCUGUCCACGACCUGCUGCUGGACGUCAUCACCUGGGUGGGCAUCCUGCUGUCCCUGGUCUGCCUGCUCAUCUGCAUCUUCACCUUCUGCUUCUUCCGCGGCCUCCAGAGCGACCGCAACACCAUCCACAAGAACCUGUGCAUCAGCCUCUUCGUCGCCGAGUCGCUCUUCCUUGUCGGGAUAAACCGUGCCGAUCAGCCGAUCGCCUGCGCCGUCUUUGCCGCGCUCCUCCACUUCUUCUUCCUGGCUGCCUUCACCUGGAUGUUCCUGGAGGGGGUGCAGCUCUACAUCAUGCUGGUGGAGGUGUUCGAGAGCGAGCACUCCCGCCGGAGGUACUUCUACCUGGUGGGCUAUGGCGUUCCCGCGCUCAUCGUGGCUGUGUCGGCGGCCGUGGACUACCGGAGCUACGGGACGGACCGAGUAUGCUGGCUCCGGCUGGACACCUACUUCAUCUGGAGCUUCAUCGGUCCGGCCACCUUGAUAAUCAUGCUCAACGUGAUUUUCCUGGGGAUUGCACUUUACAAAAUGUUCCAUCACACGGCCAUUCUCAAACCCGACUCGGGCUGCCUGGACAACAUAAAAUCCUGGGUCAUAGGAGCGAUUGCACUGCUUUGCCUUCUGGGACUUACAUGGGCAUUUGGGCUGAUGUACAUCAAUGAGAGCACAGUCAUCAUGGCGUACCUUUUCACGAUAUUCAACUCGUUGCAAGGGAUGUUCAUUUUCAUAUUUCACUGUAUCCUGCAAAAGAAGGUGCGUAAGGAGUACGGCAAGUGUCUUCGUACACACUGCUGCAGCGGCAAAAGUGUGGAGACUUCCAUCACUUCAGGGAAAAGCACUGCAUCCCGCACACCUGGGCGCUAUUCCACAGGAUCACAGAGCCGGAUCCGCCGCAUGUGGAACGACACCGUCAGAAAGCAGUCCGAGUCCUCCUUCAUCACGGGUGACAUAAACAGCUCUGCGUCGCUGAACAGAGGGGCCAUGGCUAACCAUCUUAUAACUAAUGCUCUCCUUCGUCCUCAUGGCACUAACAAUCCUUAUAACACAUUGCUUGGGGAAUCGGCCGUCUAUAACAACCCCUCAGUGAGCAUGUACAACACACAAGCACCCUACAGAGAGACAAAGGGAAUUCUGAACAAUGCCAGGGAUACAAGUGUCAUGGAUACUCUACCACUGAAUGGUAACCAUGGCAACAGCUACAACAUGGCCAGCGGCGAGUACAUGAGCGACUGCGUGCAGAUCAUUGACCGCGGCUACAACCACAAGGAGACCACGCUGGAGAAGAAGAUCCUGAAGGAGCUCACCUCCAACUACAUCCCUUCCUACCUGAACAACCACGAGCGAUCCAGCGAGCAGAACCGGAACCUCAUGAACAAGCUGGCGAACAACGUCGGCGUCGGCGUCAGUGGCGGUGGCGGCGCCAAGGGCGACGAGCCUGCCGCCCUCGACAACCCCGUCCCUUUCACCCGCGAGGAGGCCCUGGGCCUGGAGCUGAUCCGGGAGGAGUCCAACGCCCCCUUGCUGCCACAGCGGAUGCAGUCCGCCGAGAACCACCAGCCACACCACUUCUCCAGGAGGAGGAUCCCCCAGGAGAACAGCGAGAGCUUUUUCCCCCUGCUCACCAACGAACAGACGGAGGAGUCUCAGUCGCCACACAGGGACUCUCUCUACACCAGCAUGCCCGUGCUCACUGGCUCGCCCGACGCGGAAACCAACGACGCCAAGGACGAGGGAGAGCUUCCGACAAGUAAAAGCGCCGACGUGGACGAUGUUUACUAUAAAAGUAUGCCAAACUUGGGCUCCAGGAACCACAUCCACGAGCUGCAUACUUACUACCAAAUGGGCAGGGGCAGCAGUGAUGGAUUUAUAGUUCCUCCCAACAAAGAAGAUUUGUCCCCUGAGGAACCCCUCCAAGAGCCUUCCCACCUGGUCACUAGCCUAUAGAGGGCAGUUCGCUCCCCAUGGUUUCUUGUUCUGAUCAACCGUUUGCAGUGGUGAACUUUUUUUUCUUUCUCUCUCUGUGUCGUUAAUGCCAUUCAAUUACUGAACAAAAGAGACAAGACAUAGACGUUCGAUGGCUUAAGACUCUGUGGUUUCUUUCACUCGAGAGGAGAACAGACGAACUGAUGUUAUUACUUACCUACUUAUUCCACUGGCUACACUAAGCCCGUUGUGUUUCCGGGAAGCAUAGGUUACACUUCCUGGUCCAUCUGGAGUCUCGCAAAGGAUGCACCUAAUGUCCUCAGUCUGUUGUCUUCUGGACCAUCCCCCUAGAGGCUCUCUUCAACGUUUGAAGAAGGAACUGCAUUCUAAGGAGCUCAUCUCUGCAAUGAUUUUUUUGUGGACAUCCCAAAGGAAUUACAAAAGGCCCAAAACUGUCUACCAUUAGUUGAGUGUGUAGAAUAAAGAAAAA